GAUGCGGGAGGAAACCACCAGUGCUAGACCCAAGAAGAGACACAACAACAACGUCUCUGUUCUGCAUAUAAUCGCACGUGCCUGUACUCGCGCAAAGUAAUGGAGGGCAGAGGUUUCACUGGUGGAUUUUCUGGACGAGGUAGAGGUGGUGGUACAACUCCAGAAAGAUCAGAUUGGCGUUCACGCGAAUAUGGAGACUCGGGAAAUUCUACAUCUUUCUAUAUUGAACAAAAAGAUGUUGGCCGGAUCAUUGGAAAAGGUGGUUCAAAAAUAAGGGAUCUGCAAAAUGAAAGUGGUGCAAAUAUAAAGGUGUACAGCAGAGACGUUCAGCGAGGGGAACAAGUGAAAGUUGAGAUCACAGGGAAUCAAGACUGCCAACUGAGAGCAAAAGACUUGAUUGAUAAUAUUACUCUCAAUAGUGAUGGAUUUGGUGACAGGCCAUACGGAGGUGAUCGAGGAGGAGGAGGAGGAGGAGGAGGUUAUGGCUACAGUAAUGGAGAUGAUUACAGAGGUGGCGGAGGUGGUUAUGGUAGACGUGGCGGCGGUGGUGGUGGUGGUGGAGGAAGCAGAGCGUGCUAUAAAUGUGGAGAGGAGGGGCACAUAUCCCGAGAUUGCCCUGAUGGAGGUUCUAGAGGUGGUGGAGGUGGUGGUGGAGGUGGAGGUGGAGGAAGUCGAUCAUGCUACAAGUGCGGUGAGGAAGGACACAUUUCACGCGACUGUCCAGACAAUGCUUAUUGAUCGUGUAGACUGUGCAUUGAUUGGAUAAUUGGAUUUAUCAAUACAAAUGAAACUCACCUACCGAUUGCUAGACUUUAUUGUGCACUGGUUUGAUUACCAGUUUUAUCAUUACUUCAGUGAAAAAUAAAAACAAUGUGUAUCGUGAUCGAACUGAAUUUGAUUUUCAUAAGUAACUACAGUACUUGUCCCUUUGUUCAGUUCAAAAUUGGUCAGUGACAAGGCAAUAGUUUGUAAGGACCCCACUUAAUACUUAGAUCCUGGAAACAAACUCUGUUGGAAUAUUGAAAUGGCAUUGCAUUAGUUGUGUUGUAUUAACAGAUCUCCAUCCUUGGCGCCAUUUGCUUUCCAUAAUGUUUGAGACUUGUAAAGUAAUCCAUGUACUUUGUGAAACUUGACAUUUUCUGCGAGUUGUAUACAAUAAGUGGAUAUGCGUUGCACCUGUGUAAAGGAACCUGUUCGAAAUGGAUGGCCUGUGUUGUGGCAGUGUUGGUUACCUAUUUACAUGUACUGGGAUACGAGUUGGAAUACACAUGGCAUCUUUUAUGAAUCUGUUACCCCUACUUAAUAAAACGCAAAUGUUUUCAGUUGCUAGCUGUUGAUACUUCGCAAAGCUCAAAUUGUGGAUUGGGACGCAUUCUGUUGCUUCUCAAAUUUUAAUCUAUUGAUAAUAGCAAGGCUGUUUAAGAAAUUAGUUUUCCUCCUGAGACUUGUAAUGGAACUUUUUAACAAUGUGUAAUGCUCGAGAUAAAUGUGUAUAAAAGCUUAUGAUUUUUAUUAUCACUUUGGAAAGUUAGUGAUUUUUUAUGUAUGUGGAAUGCUCUCCAAAAUGAGAUGAAAGUAAAACCUGCAUUCGAAAUAGAUUUUCAUGAAGCACAUUAUGAAUUUAAGUGAUAUUUUUUACCUGCUCCAUGUUGCGAGCCUUGCAAGAUGUUACGAGACUUUACCAAUAGAUUUCAAUGAAUGUAGUAGUUCGCAUUUGUCACGGUGUACCUGGCUCCUACAAUGUAUUUCCAGUAUGUAGCACAUUUUAGGGUACACGUAAGUGUAAACUUUAUUUGGAAAUAAUACUUCGAGAUGUGUCCAUUAUUCUAUGUGCUGAUGAUGUAACAUGAUGAUUGUGGCUAACUUAACAUAACGUGAAUACAAAUACCUGUUUAAAUAACGUGAAUACAAAUGCCUGUUUAAUAAAAUUGCGUACAACCAA
Gigantopelta aegis is the source of this 1942-nucleotide messenger RNA. Its product is annotated as glycine-rich protein 2-like. The transcript has 9 exons. The coding region runs from base 100 to 738 and encodes 212 amino acids. Gene Ontology annotation, cellular component: cytoplasm. Gene Ontology annotation, biological process: positive regulation of cytoplasmic translation. Lineage: Eukaryota; Metazoa; Mollusca; Gastropoda; Neomphalida; Peltospiridae. Gene Ontology annotation, molecular function: mRNA binding; zinc ion binding; translation regulator activity. The record is from RefSeq and is a predicted model, not a curated record.